GAGCUCUGGUGUGUUAGUAUAGAAGAUUUAGUGGCUCAUUUCUACAGUAUAUUUUACAUGGAAAGGAUUAUAAUUAGAAACAAACAUGCUUUGCCAAUUUGGGUUUGUACUAAUUGCAAUUUAUGGAUUUCUGAAAAACUUUAAUCCUGACAAAAAUUACUUUUCCGAAAUAGUUUUCAGUCCUCCGAAGAAUUUAACAGUAGCUGAGGUAACUCAAGACAUAUACGGAGUUUCGGCUUACUCCAAUCUUAUCUUUGCCUUUGUUGCACUUCUGGUCACAGACAUACUACAGUACAAGACCAUAAUCGUUGUAGGAGCUUUGGCAGCUGCUGUAUAUAGUCCAGUCCUCUAUUUUGGAACUACCGUUACACAAAUUCAGAUUUCUCAGGCGCUGCUCGGGUUCUACAAAGCUUCCCAAGUAGCUUAUAGUACCUACAUCUACACUCAAGUUAAGAAACAUAACUAUCAGGAAGUGACAGCUGUAGUGCAGAUAACUCCAAAACUGGGAACUUUGAUCUCGGCACUCUUAGCUCAGUUUCUCAUGUCAACCCACUUCAUCACUGUCCAGAGCCUCAUUCUCAUAUCUUGGGUUGUCCACAGUACUUCAUUUCUGACUACGCUUGCAUUGCCUACAGUGGAAGGCACUGCUUGCCCAACCGACAGAAAACCUGGUGAAGCGCAAAGUGUUAAAGUGGCAGGCUGUCAGAGAUAUCGUCAUGCCGCCCGCCUUCUCUGGGAGGAGCUCAAGUUUGCAGCCUCCAAUGUAAACACCCUGAAGUGGUGUGUGUGCAGGAUCAUGUCUUACGGAGCCAACCAGUUGGUGUGUGAUUACUAUGUGCAAGCUCUGUGGAACGAUAUCACUGGAUCCAAUCAGAACACCAACAACGCCGGAGUAGAAGCCAUCUAUGCCUGCUGCAGCACCGUAAUAUGCUUCAUGGUGGGCAAGCUGAAGAUAGAUUGGCAGGACCACGGGGAUAUUGUCAUUGCAGUUUGUACCCUGGUACAAGCAAUGGCUCUCUAUGCUUCAGCACAGUCCUCGUCCAUCAUAAUUUCUUACGGACUUUACAUCAUUACAUCUGUGCUUUGUGACUUAUUGACAGUCAUCUGCAAUUCACAGAUAGCAUUGCAAAUCAAGUAUGACGGGUUUGGGCUCAUCUUCGGCAUCAAUUUUUUCCUAUCAGUCGGUUACCAAGGUAUUCUAACAUAUGUUUUGACUUCCAAGAACACUUUGGCUCUUCCUAUCCGUGAACAGUUUGUGGCAGUAGGCGUUUGUACGGCUAUUUUGGGAAUAAUAUUCUCAGCUUUAACGAUCUCAUCGAUGAUUUUCUCAAAAUCAGCUUUAGUAAAGGAAAGUCUUCCAACAGAGCUGAGUAUCAACAGUGUCAGCAAAGCUGCAACACUGGACAUCAGAGAAACUGGUCGCAACAGUGUCGAACAAUCUAGCCAAACCUCGCCAAGGUUAGAAACAAUCAACUCAGCCAAGUCAAAAGCAUCUAAUGGUGUCUGUAUGAAAUAUUAAUUACCAAUAAUGAUAAGAAUUGAAUGUAUAGUUUAUACAGAAAAAUAUAAUUACGAAGACCAUUGCAUUCUGGAGGUAACAUAUAGUUUAAAAACAAUAAAGAAAUAAGUACCCCUGCUGCAGUAAACCUGCAAACUAAGUGAACUUAUGAUCGUGUAAUAGGAUUUUUACUAGAAAAAAAUCCUGAAAUAAGUCAGAUCUAUUUCCUUAAGUGUUGCACUGAAUUGAAAACUUGAGGAGAAUUGCACAGUCUUUUUGACCGGGUAGGCUACAAUUAAAAAGCCAUAUUUCAUUAAGUUUUGCGAUAUAUUGUAAUCCCUCAAAAUAUAAAAAUGGUGUAAAACAUUUAAUUUACAACCUUCUGAAUAUGCUAAGUUGAUGUAACAUAAAAUUGACUGUUGAGUUGUAAUAAAAUCAUACACCUUGUAUUGUUUGUUUGAUGUAAACCGUUUCCU
Messenger RNA from Macrosteles quadrilineatus (aster leafhopper), 1974 nucleotides. Its product is annotated as folate transporter 1-like. The transcript is spliced from 10 exons. NCBI's taxonomy places the organism in Eukaryota, Metazoa, Arthropoda, Insecta, Hemiptera, Cicadellidae. Gene Ontology annotation, biological process: vitamin transport; transmembrane transport. Gene Ontology annotation, cellular component: plasma membrane. The record is from RefSeq and is a predicted model, not a curated record. The coding region runs from base 86 to 1519 and encodes 477 amino acids. Gene Ontology annotation, molecular function: vitamin transmembrane transporter activity.